AUGAUCGCAGAGGAUCCUCCUGAAAUCCUGGAGGAGGCCCAUCCACUUCCGCUCCCGCUCGUCCAUCCGUCUCCAUCCACUCGUGAUCCCAUCAUUCCAUCAUUCUAUCAUCCAACUGGCAAGCGCCCGCUCCGUCAGUUGCAAUCAGAAUCGGUCACGGUCUGCGUUCCCCUUCUUGACAUCACGACCGUUUGCCUCUCGUGUUGCCUUCAGAACGACCUUCCAUCAAACUUCCAAAAUUUGCAUUCAGGCCGCGAUGCCGACGCGCGCUUCCUAAACCCAAGCCGUAGCUCCCCCGAAAGAUCGUACCGGAUGCGUGGCCUGCCGCCGAAUGAUGGACGUCAGGUUCGCCCGCGUGAAGGACGAGAGAACCGUACCUCCUAG
Penicillium oxalicum is the source of this 384-nucleotide messenger RNA. RefSeq lists its product as uncharacterized. The transcript has a single exon. The record is from RefSeq and is a predicted model, not a curated record. Bases 1 to 384 code for a protein of 127 amino acids. Lineage: Eukaryota; Fungi; Ascomycota; Eurotiomycetes; Eurotiales; Aspergillaceae.